Zygosaccharomyces rouxii is the source of this 1992-nucleotide messenger RNA. RefSeq names its product Spt21p (gene SPT21). The record is from RefSeq and is a predicted model, not a curated record. The coding region runs from base 1 to 1992 and encodes 663 amino acids. The transcript has a single exon. Lineage: Eukaryota; Fungi; Ascomycota; Saccharomycetes; Saccharomycetales; Saccharomycetaceae. Gene Ontology annotation, biological process: silent mating-type cassette heterochromatin formation; regulation of transcription by RNA polymerase II; rDNA heterochromatin formation.
AUGGCAGAUAUAUCUAAAAUGACAUUAAAGAUACUCUACACACUGGAUAAUGGGUCCAGUGGAACUUAUUUGGCCAGGUCCAAGACACCACAACAGGUACGUGUAGCCAGUAUACCGAACCUCAACUCCCCCAACGAUGGUGAAAUGGGUAUGGGAUUAAGAAUUGGAGCUGUUGAUUUAUCACUAGUUUUGAAAGAAAUUUAUUUAAAUUCGCCGGAGCUACUCAAUGGCAGCAUGGCAAAAAUGGGAUUCGAUUACAAUCUCUACUACAAGGAUAUAUGCGAAGCUGAUGAGCCAUUGGUCAGUUUGGGUCUGUUGUCUCAAAUACGGCAGAAAUUGAAUAAUAGAAGACAGCAUCAAAUUGAGGAAGAAAUUGAGGAGGACGAUGCGACCAUAGUGAUCGGUAGGGUUUGUUCCAAUUUCCAAGCGCUUUUAAAGAAAAGUUACAGUAAUGCCAGUAAAGAUGGUUCUGAUACUGAUUCAGUUAUACCUGAGACUCUGGAAUUAAAAUUGAGCUUAAUCAAAGUUGUUCAUCCUAAAAAUGCGAGGAAAAAUGUACCGUCAAUGCCAAAUUUUCCAUCAAAAGUUAUACGGCCUGCUAAGCCAACGAAAAGACCAACAAAUCCAACGCCUGCACCCAAGGCUGGAAGAACCCAGUCGCUACCAAUUUGGAAUAUGGAAACCAAGGACUCGAAUGGUUCAGUGAAUUCCAUUGCUCGUAAGAUUUACCUGGCUGAUAGAAAGACAGAAUUGGAACAGAUGAACGAACCUCCUCACAAUCCAUUAGCAUACCAAGUGAGUGCACUACAGCAGGAUAAUACUGUUCAAAGGACAAAAUUAGAUACUUCAGUGAGCCGUAGAUUUGAAUCACUUGCCAAUAAGAAGAAAAAACCCCAGCAACAGCAACAGCACCAAUCGAAGAAAGCACCUAAUGCAAAGAAAUCGCAUGCGGCUCCCAAGGCCCGUCGUUGUAAUACCAUGGCGGCAAUCCCUACACCAUCCGAUGAAUCGAAAUCAUUAGCCAAGAAGCACGAGAAAUUGGGAACUGAUGCAGGUUCUUUGAACGACGUUGUCCAAGAAAUGUUAGCUGGUCCUGAUGAUACGCUACCAGUAGUAAAUGAUGAUAAGGAAAAUUUCCCCCCACCACCACCACCGGUGGAGAACAGUGAUGAAGCGCAGGGAGGCAUAGAUUUAGACCUGCUAGAUUUCUCAGAACUUGGUGAAAUGGAUUGGUUUCAAAAUUUUGAUCCAUUUAAUUCACCUUCUUUGGUGCCGGCUGCUAAUAAUGGUGAACCAGUGAAAAAUACAACACCCAGGGAUCAAAAUACUGGUAAUACUAUGACAAUUGGUGAUGAGGAAGUCGCUGAUGUCGAGGAGGACCCCUGUGAUAAAAUUGGUGUUACUAGUGACAUCGAUCGUACUUCCCCCAUCGAUACUUUAUCCAUGCCCUUGAUGGAAUUGAACCAACAACCACAUGCUAAGUUAAUCACAUGCCAGGAACAAUUGAAGCGCCUACCGCUAAUAGGACCAAAACACAGUAGUAGCGGUAACGUAACGGGUGACAGUAAGAAGGACAACAGGGCUGGGAGUGACACUAGUAAGCAGAGCAAGAGCAAAGACGACGAAAUUGAUGACGAUCAGACAUCUAUCGUUGGCAGCUAUUCCACACCAGUACAAGAGGACCGUCCAAAGAAACGUGAAAAAUCUCAACUAGUGGUAGAAAACUCAUCACCAAUUCCCAAGAGAAGUUACGCGGAUGAUGAUGAUUGUGACGAAAAGGUACCUUCCUAUAAGAAGCAACGUACAAUUCCAUCCUCUCCUACGACAAUGUUCAACUAUCAAGAUGAAGCAUCGAGUCAAGUUGAUGAUGAUGAUGAGAAUAACGAUUUAUUUUCAUCGUUCGUCAACGGUUCGAGGCCAUCGAACCAAGAUGAAAUGAACGAUACUCCGGCUACACAGUACCAAAAUCAGUCGAGCGACAACAUAAAAUAA